Molecule: messenger RNA, 937 nt
Organism: Momordica charantia (bitter melon)
Lineage: Eukaryota; Viridiplantae; Streptophyta; Magnoliopsida; Cucurbitales; Cucurbitaceae
Source: RefSeq, a predicted model, not a curated record
AAUUUCAGCGUUUUGGAGGAAGAGAGAGAGAGAGAGACAGAAUAUUCAAAACUGGGUUAUGGUAUAUAUUCGAUUCAGAUCAGUUACGACAUUCAAAUUUGUCGCAGCCCCAAAAGAACCCAGAAAAAGCACACAUUAUUUGAUCUGUUUUGGCAAGAAGUUUCAAUGAAAUAUGGGGAGUUGAGCUUAAACAACAGGUAAGAAGGAAAAAGCAAGAACAGGGUUUUGAAUUUCAUCAACAGGUAGAAAAGUUUUUAAAAACAGCAGUACCUUUUGGCAUUAAAGUUAGUGUUGAUUGGCAUUAUAGAAAUGGAUUUCUGGCCAGAGUUCCUCGCAAGCAGUUGGGGUAAAGAAUUUGUGGCCGGUGGAUUUGGAGGCAUCGCCGGCAUAAUCUCCGGCUACCCACUUGAUACUCUUCGAAUCAGGCAACAGCAAUCGGCUUCUGGCUCCGCCGUGAGAAUCUUCCGCAAUAUCAUCGCCCACGAUGGCCUUGCUGGCCUCUACAGAGGCAUGGCCGCUCCCUUGGCCUCUGUCACUUUCCAGAACGCCGCCGCGUUUCAGAUCUACGCCGUCCUCUCUCGGGCAUUCAAUUCCUAUCAAUCUAACGGCGGCCCUCCGACCUACAAGGCUACAAGACUUCAGGCUCAGACACAAUCAUACAGUGGAAUUGUAGAUUGUCUUGACAAGAGUGUAAAAGAAGAGGGAUACAGAGUUCUGUGGCGAGGGCUUGGGACUGCGGUGGCCAGAGCAUUUUUGGUUAAUGGCCCCAUUUUUGUUGCUUAUGAGAUGACUUUGAGGUGUUUGUUAAGCAAUGGAACUGAUCAGUCACGGCAAUGAAUGAAGCUCUGAUUGUGUAGUACUAAAUUAUGAAUCAUUCCCACUUUCUAAUUUCUCGUUCAGACACAUGCUCCAGAUUUAUACAAAGCAUUUGAUCCUA